AAGAGCCUUGCAUGAAGGGAGAGGAAAACGAAAUCUGGACCGGCGCCAUGUGGAUCCAGGUGCGUACCAUGGACGGGAAGGAGACCCACCGCGUGGAUUCCCUCUCCAAACUCACCAAGGUGGAGGGGCUGCGUCUACGGAUACACGAGGUUUUCGGUAUCGAGCCCCACCGGCAACGUCUCUUCUACCGCGGCAAGCAGAUGGAAGAUGGUCACUCCCUUUUUGAUUACAGCGUUGGACUGAAUGAUAUUGUUCAACUCUUGGUCAGACAAAGCCCAGCAGUGCUUCCUGCUGUUAGUAAGGAAAAGGAUUCUGAACUCUCCGACACAGACUCUGGCUGCGGCUCAGGCCAAAGCGAAUCUGACAAAAGCUCUCACAAUGGAGAAGGUGCCAUGGAACUGGAGGGACAGCCGAGCACAGCGGCGCAGCCUGACUGGACUGACCCGGGAUUUGGCCUCUAUAAGAUCAAUGACUUGGUCGAUGCUCGGGAUAUGAAUAUGGGAGCAUGGUUUGAAGCCCAGGUUGUAAAUGUAACCAGAAAAAAACCUACAAAUGAAUCAGCUGACAGUUGCACAGAUCCUGAUCAGCCGACAACCAUUCCUGAAGAAGAUGUAAUAUAUCACGUGAAAUAUGAAGAUUAUCCAGAGAAUGGAGUUGUAGAAUUGAGUUCGAAUGAUGUACGGGCUCGUGCACGGACUAUUUUGAAGUGGCACCAGCUAGAAGUAGGACAGGUGGUGAUGGUCAACUAUAAUCCCGAUGAACCAAAAGAGAGAGGUUUUUGGUACGAUGCGGAGAUUCUGCAAAAAAGGGAAACAAAAAUGGUCAAGGAGAUAAAUGCAAAGAUCUUACUUGGGGAUGCUGGUGAUUCCUUGAACGACUGCAGAAUUACAUUAGUGGAUGAAAUUUAUAAAAUUGAAGAACCAGGCAGUGCUUGUCCAAUUAGUGCCAGUCCAUUAAAACGACAAAAUGGACCUGUGUGUAAAGCUUGUAAGGACAACCCGAACAAGACCUGCAGAAUUUGUGCUUGCCAUAUCUGUGGAGGUAAACAAGAUCCAGAUAAACAGCUAAUGUGUGAUGAGUGUGAUAUGGCUUUCCACAUCUACUGCCUCAACCCUCCCCUUAGUAGUAUACCAGAUGAUGAGGAUUGGUAUUGCCCUGAAUGUCGAAAUGAUGCAAGUGAGGUGGUUUUAGCAGGAGAGAAACUGAAAGAAAGUAAAAAGAAACAAAAGAUGGCAUCUGCUAAUUCAUCCUCGCGGAGAGACUGGGGCAAGGGCAUGGCAUGUGUUGGUCGCACAAAGGAAUGUACCAUUGUCCCCUCGAACCACUAUGGACCAAUUCCUGGGAUUCCGGUUGGCACCAUGUGGAAAUUCAGAGUUCAGGUGAGCGAAUCUGGUGUUCACAGGCCCCACGUAGCAGGUAUACAUGGCAGAAGUAACGAUGGCGCCUACUCCUUGGUUCUGGCAGGAGGCUAUGAAGAUGACAUAGAUCAUGGAAAUUCCUUCACAUAUACAGGGAGCGGAGGGCGUGAUCUUUCUGGAAACAAACGUACAGCGGAACAGUCUUGUGAUCAAAAACUCACCAAUAUGAACAGAGCUCUGGCUCUGAACUGCAGUGCCCCCAUCAACGACAAAAACGGAGCUGAAGCCAAGGACUGGAGAGCUGGAAAGCCAGUCCGAGUGGUGAGGAAUGUAAAAGGAGGCAAACAUAGCAAAUACGCUCCUGUAGAAGGGAACAGAUAUGAUGGAAUAUAUAAGGUUGUGAAAUACUGGCCUGAGACAGGGAAAUCUGGAUUUUUAGUGUGGCGUUACUUACUUAGGAGGGAUGAUGAAGAACCUGCUCCUUGGACCAAAGAAGGAAAGGACAGGAUGAAAAAGCUUGGCCUAACAAUGCAGUAUCCUGAAGGGUAUUUGGAAGCUGUUGCAAACAAAGAUAAGGAAAAAGAAAAUAAUGGAGAUGAUGAGUUUGAUACCCCGGGGAAAGGAAAGAGGAAAAGGAAAUCAGCAGGUGGGGAGGAAAAACUCAUUACCUCUCCUACAGGGACUCCAAAGAAAACUAAAGUUGAGCCAUACAAGCUAACAUCUCAGCAAAAAUCUCUUAUAAAAAGUGAUGAAGCCAAUGAAAAACUGUGGAAUGAAGUACUAGAAGCUCUCAAAGAUGGACCGAAAUUUCUAAAUAAAGUUGAAGAGGCCUUCUUGUGUAUUUGCUGUCAGGAGGUUGUGUUUCGGCCAGUCACAACUGUAUGCCAACACAAUGUGUGCAAGGAUUGUUUGGAUAGAUCCUUCAAAGCUGAUGUGUACAGUUGUCCAGCCUGCCGCUACGAUCUUGGCAAAAAUUACACCAUGCAAGUGAAUGAAACACUGCAGACCAUUCUAACGCAGCUCUUUCCUGGAUAUGGCAAUGGACGGUGAUUCUGUAAAGCACUUCUAAUUUUCUUUUGUUCAAACUUAUUAAUGGGUUUUCAAUGAGCUUAAUUUAAAUAAAAAAAGAAGUAGUCUCUGUUCUCCCAGACCCCUAAAAAAGUUUAAAGUCUUCCUUGUUUUUAAAAAAACUAUAAACUUCAAGGAAUAUCCUUUUGUAUGUUCGUGGGUUUUGUUUUUGUUCUAAAUGUUGAACUUUGCAUUCCCCCCCUCCCCAACUGCCAUUCAUCAGCACAGAAUUAUUUUUUUAAUGGACUUACAAAGUGCUUCCGGUAAGGCUGCUAAUGAUUAUGAAAGUUCUCAGAGUGCCCCCGUG
Molecule: messenger RNA, 2733 nt
Organism: Gymnogyps californianus (California condor)
Lineage: Eukaryota; Metazoa; Chordata; Aves; Accipitriformes; Cathartidae
Gene: UHRF1
Product: ubiquitin like with PHD and ring finger domains 1
Exons: 17
Coding region: 12-2408 (798 amino acids)
Biological process (GO): negative regulation of gene expression via chromosomal CpG island methylation
Molecular function (GO): protein binding; ubiquitin protein ligase activity
Source: RefSeq, a predicted model, not a curated record